UACGAAUAUAUGCCAAAAUCUAAAAAUCUGAGCUUAAUAUUUGGUUUGUAGGGAAUUUUUCAUUCUGACUCGUGAAAAAGUUGGCAGCUUUGUGCCGUUAAAAGAAUGACGGCGACGUUACAAUUGGUUGGAAAAGUCAGGAGAGCAUCUCCCAACACAGAUGGCGCCAAAGCAGGGCAUCCCUAACGGAGUUAAACUCUCCGCCUCCGCCGCCCUACGCUACUACUAGCUCCUCCGUUUUCCGUUUCUGCGCUCGUUGCCUAACCUACUCCCCGUUACGUACCGGCGAGUAUACCCCACCGCCGCGGCCACAGAUCUGGUAGCCUUUUUGUACUAUUAUUCUUUUCUGCUUUAGAGAGAGAAACCGUCCUCGUAAACGGAAAGUAACGUACUCCACGUUUUCACGGGUAUUGUAAUUUUAGAGAGAGAGAGAGAGAGAGAGAGUGAGUCGAAAGCAAAGUUAGCUACGCUGCCGCUGAUACAGGAAUCGUAUAUAUAUAUGUAUGUAUAUAUUGCAGAGGAGAGAGAGAGGGAGAGAGAGAGAGAGAAUUUAUAUUGAUCAGCUACAUCGUGUGAAUGAGGCUUUGCUCCGUAAGGUACACGCCGCGAAGAGCUGAAUUGCCUGAUUUGUAAUUUCUGAUCAUAGGUAAUAUAUGACCGAGUAUUGAAUUUGCAGCACAAUGCCAGAAAUUGUCUUAGCUCAGGAAGAGGAUAGGGACAAAAGAUCUGAUUUUGAGAUCUCUGAGGACGAGAAAAGGAGAACUAGGAUCAGAUCUUUGAAGAAGAAGGCGAUGAGUGCUUCCACAAGGCUCACGCAUACUCUCAGGAAACGCAGUAGGCGUGUUGCUCAUUGUCGAUUUGCAUCCAUUUCAACUGAUGAUUUUCGGGAUGAGAAGGAAGAAGAGGCAGUCAAUACAUUUCGUCAGGUCUUGAUUGAAAAGGAUCUUCUUCCAACUCGCCAUGAUGACUAUCAUACAAUGCUGAGAUUUCUAAAAGCAAGGAAGUUUGAUCUUGAUAAGACAAUCCAAAUGUGGGCUGAUAUGCUCAACUGGAGGAAAGAAAAUGGAGUAGACACUAUUAUACAGGAUUUUAUCUAUGAUGAAUUUCAAGAAGUUCAGCGUUACUAUCCUCAUGGUUACCAUGGUGUAGAUAAAGGGGGGCGGCCUGUCUAUAUAGAAAGACUUGGCAAAAUUGAACCUAGUAAGCUUAUGAAUGUCACAACAAUUGACCGGUUCUUGAAGUAUCACAUUCAAGGGUUUGAAAAGGUAUUUGCUGAGAAGUUUCCAGCAUGUUCAAUUGCAGCAAAGAGGCAUAUAGAUUCUUCAACCACAAUCCUUGAUGUCCACGGGAUGAACUGGAGAAGUUUUGGAAAGCUAGCACAUGAUCUAGUCAUGCGCAUGCAAAAAAUCGAUGGUGAUAACUAUCCUGAGACAUUAAACCAGAUGUUCAUUGUCAACGCUGGAAGUGGAUUUAGAUUGCUAUGGAACACUGCAAAAGGUUUUCUUGAUCCACGGACAACUGCGAAGAUACAUGUCUUAGGGAGCAAAUUCCAGAGCAAAUUACUGGAAAUCAUAGACCCUAACCAAUUGCCAGAUUUUCUUGGAGGAACUUGUGUGUGUCAAAAUGAAGGUGGGUGUAUGAGAUCUGACAAGGGACCUUGGAAUGAUCCAGAAUUGAUGAAGCUGGUAUCUGCUUUACAAGGGGAAACAAUUUUUAGGAAACUUGGUAGUUUCUCCGACAGUGAUGUAGAAAUCAAGCCACUUUCUAUAACAUUACUAAAUAGCGACAUCGGUUGUGCUGAACCCGGGGCAGAUGUGGGGUUUUAUGCUUACAGUGGCAAGAAGUCAAUCCAACAUUCUAUUAACAAAGAAACCGAAAGGAGACCUGAAUCUCUUUGCAGGAUAGUUGAACAACUGGAUGAUGGGAGUAGAGUUGAAAGUAUUAGCUCUUCAAAUUUGACCUAUGGUAAUACACAAGUUCAAGAGAAAUCAAUCUUGAAAUUAUUGGUCAACAUCCUAUUCAGAUUACUUGGAUGGAUAUACAUUUUCCGACACAGAAUUGGUGGAGUGUAUGUGAAGAAUAACUUGAACAGAACAGCAGAUAACGAGCAGAGGUCGAAUGCACCUGAUAUUAGUCCUCAAGAACAAAACAUAUCAUCCCCUAAAAAAGUGGACCUCCUUCAUCCCUGCUGUGAGAGGCUGCAACAGUUAGAAAAGGCAGUUGCUGAACUGUUAAACAAACCUACGGAAAUUCCUCCAGAAAAGGACCACAUGCUGCUAGAUUCAAUGAACCGCAUCAAGUCAAUUGAACAUGAUUUGCAAAGGACAAAGAAAGCACUCCUUGCAACAGCAUCACAACAAGUAGAGCUCGCUGAGUCCCUGGAAUUGUUGAAGGAGGACACUCUUAAAGGAACGAAGUCUUGCUGGCUACGAACCAAAUCCACUCCGUACAGAACCUGAUGGCUUUGGAACAGCGCACUAAACAUGUCUCUUGGUCUGUGGUUUCAUCUUCAAACCCAUCACAGCACAAAGAGGUUAACUUGCAUAUACUCUCCACAUUCAGUUUGUGCAGAACAAAUUUUGAGGCACUAACAUAUAAUAUUAUCAUGCCCCUCUUUGAAACAUUAUAUAUUGAUUUCCUUCGCCCUUUAGGCUAUAUCAAAUUUGAGGUUCAAAGAUAGUUGCUGGAA
Ipomoea triloba (trilobed morning glory) is the source of this 2689-nucleotide messenger RNA. RefSeq names its product phosphatidylinositol/phosphatidylcholine transfer protein SFH9-like. Bases 681 to 2459 code for a protein of 592 amino acids. Lineage: Eukaryota; Viridiplantae; Streptophyta; Magnoliopsida; Solanales; Convolvulaceae. The transcript has 15 exons. The record is from RefSeq and is a predicted model, not a curated record.